AGCCCGGGCGGGGGGUGGCGGGAGGAGGCGUUGACCGAAGCGGAGGGAUGUGGAGAAAACAGCGCCAUAGCAGAUCCCGGAGCGUUAGGGUGGCACGCGACGUACGUCAGGCACGUUAGGCUCGAGCUGAAGCCUAACUGCCGGUAGAUCUGAUGGGAGGAAGAAACGUAUGUAUCCUCAGGGAAAACAGCGCUAACAGACAGGGAACAGAGCACGGUGCUGUGGGAGCCCCACUGCUGCUGGCUGCUUCCAAGAUGACUGUGCAGCUCCUCCGUACUCUGCCUUCAGUGCCCCUGCGGACGCUCCAGAACGCUGGGGAUGUGGCGCUGAGGGACACGGGGAGCGGUGGGACACAGCUGGAUACGCGUCCAACGGAACACAAGGGCAGGCGAUCCUCGGCACGAGACUGUGGUCCUUGUCCGGCUUCCGUGUGAAAAUGACCCAAAUUUCAAGAUAGAAGUUCCCAAGAGCAAGAAUUACUGUCUGUGCAUUGUACUGUGCCUGCUACAAGAGCUUUCCUCUGGGUGAGCUUCUGAAAUACACCUCUGUACCACAGUAGAUCAGCAGAGCUGUAACCUCAUCACCCUGUGCUUCUGAGAGUUCUCCAGGAGUUCUUUCUGGCUGGGCUGAGCGCUUGCCCUCUCAGGAGACGUUUCUUCAGCCUGCAGUAGCGGUGAGCUCCAACGCACGCUGGUCCCGUGAUUUUCCGUGCUGUGGGAUGAGACCUCCUGGUCAGCUCAGCCCCAAGGGGAGAGCGCAGGAGGAGCUGGACAGAGCGGUGCCACUUGCUGAGAGACUUGGCAUGGUCAGGAAUACAUUGAAGGCUGUCAAGAGGAAUUUAGUUAAGGGUUUUUCCACCAUGUUCGGAAAGAAAAAGAAAAGGCUUGAAAUUUCUGGGCCCUCUAACUUUGAACAUCGUGUCCAUACUGGCUUUGACCACCGGGAGCAGAAGUUCACAGGACUACCUCAGCAAUGGCACAGCUUGUUGGCAGACACGGCCAACAGGCCGAAGCCUAUGGUGGACCCAUCGUGCAUCACACCCAUUCAGCUCGCACCUAUGAAGACUAUUGUUAGAGGAAAUAAGCCUCGGAAGGAUACUUCAAUCAACGGCUUGCUCGAAGAGUUUGACAAUAUCUCCGUGACUCGAUCCAACUCCCUGCGGAAGGAGAGUCCUCCCACACAUCACCAAGGCAAUGCAAACCAUGUGCCAAGGCACCAGGAGGAAAAUGGGUACAUCACAUAUUCGCAGUACUCCAGUGAGUCAGACACAACAACAGACUAUGUCAUGGACAAGUAUAGAGACAAGACUCUCUAUGGGGAAGAGCUAGACAGGUACUACAAAGGGGGCUACGCUGCCAAGCAGAAUGGGCACAUGAUGAAAGUCACUUCCAGGGACAUCUAUUAUUCAGAAAUGACACCCCUGAAAUCAGACCUCUCCAGGUUCCUCCCAGAUUACCAUGCACAAGUGGAGGCGAAGCCCAAACCACUCGAAUAUGGAGGUCUAAAGCUGGAGUACCAGAGGAUUCCCAGUGGAUCCUCACUGGACUACCGAGACCCCUUCCCUUACGCCCUGUCCCGAGCGUCAGUGCAGAGCGAGUGCCCCAAGGAGAGGCUGGAGUACAGCGACGGCGACUGGGGGCACAGCCCAGCUAAGGAUGACUAUGACAAGAGACCCAAGUCAUCCUACGUGGACCCGGCGAGCCCUCAGCCAACCAUGAGGCAGAGGUCCAGGUCGGGCUCUGGUCUGCAGGAGCCAGCCAUGCCCUAUGGAGCAAGUGCAUUUAAAGCACACCAGCAGGGACACUCCUACAGCUCCUACACCUACCCUCGCUUGUCUGAAACUGCAGCAGGCAUCUCCAAGGUGGAUUACGACCGAGCACAGCUGGUAGUUAGCCCACCACUCUCUGGAUCGGACACCUACCCAAGGGGCCCAGCAAAGCUACCUCAAAGUCAAAGUAAAGUCAGCUAUUCCAGCAGCAGCUACCAGUACCCUCUGGUCUACCACAAAGCAUCCCACUACCACCAGCCACCACUCCAGCCGAGCUCUCCUUAUAUUUCCACCGCCUCCUACCCCAGCUCCCCAAGUAUCACAUCAAGUGCUUAUCCCCCGCCCAGCUGGGGCUCCUCCUCAGACCAGCAGCCCUCCAGGGUGUCCCACGAACAGUUCAGAGCUGCCCUGCAGCUGGUCGUCAGCCCUGGUGAUCCCCGGGAGUACUUGGACAGCUUCAUCAAGAUCGGGGAGGGCUCCACAGGGAUAGUCUGCAUUGCCACCGAGAAGCACACGGGAAAGCAAGUCGCUGUGAAGAAAAUGGAUCUCAGGAAACAGCAGAGGAGGGAGCUGCUGUUCAAUGAGGUUGUAAUCAUGAGAGAUUACCAUCACGAAAACGUGGUUGACAUGUACAACAGUUACCUUGUCAGCGACGAGCUGUGGGUGGUGAUGGAGUUCCUGGAGGGCGGUGCUCUGACAGACAUCGUGACUCACACCAGGAUGAACGAGGAGCAGAUAGCGACUGUCUGCCUGUCUGUCCUGAGAGCUCUGUCCUACCUGCACAACCAGGGUGUCAUCCACCGCGACAUCAAAAGCGACUCCAUCCUCCUCACAAGCGAUGGGCGGGUCACUGCCACAGCUACUCAAGGACAAUGCUUGCCUCAGUUCCCAAGUUGCCAGCACUGGAUGCGGGUCCCUCAUCUCUUGCAGCCAUUUUGGAGGAGUCUUCCCUGUCUCCCUCAAGCUCCUUACUACAUAAAGAUGACGGUUUUGAGGGGCAGACCACAGCACACCUGAAAAAUUGUUGCUUGGGGGUAUUGCUUUCUAGGAGUGUCAGAUCAUGCUCUGCGUAGAAAAAGAAACAUGAGAUUGUCUGUUUCCUGGCAAACUCAAAUCUCAAAGCUGAUAAAAUAGUAGGAGUGAUAUGUAUCACUUCCAGUAGGUAUUGUAUUGAAUAUUAGUAAAUAUACACACAUUGAGUUAAUAUAUUUGCAUAAUACUGUACGUUUAGAAUUUCUGCUUUCCUUUUGAGUUAUAGGCCAUUGAUCACCUCUACACUUCUGCUGGAGAAAUGACAAGGGGCUAUGAGAGGUGAUCUGAGUAGUGGGCACUGCUGCCAGCCUCUGCCACUUUCUUGCCUUCCGUUUGGUGUAAUCAGCCAUGCUCUCUCCAGGCUCAUCCUCCAUCUGCAACCUCACUUCUAAAACCAUGCUGCUGCACCAUCCCAGCUGCUACAGCAGGAGACAAGGACUUUUCCCGGGGGGAAGCAUAUCUGGCCGGAUCAGUGUGUACCCUGUUACACAAGAGG
Molecule: messenger RNA, 3296 nt
Organism: Phasianus colchicus (ring-necked pheasant)
Lineage: Eukaryota; Metazoa; Chordata; Aves; Galliformes; Phasianidae
Gene: PAK5
Product: p21 (RAC1) activated kinase 5
Biological process (GO): apoptotic process; protein phosphorylation; cytoskeleton organization
Molecular function (GO): ATP binding; protein serine/threonine kinase activity
Source: RefSeq, a predicted model, not a curated record